Messenger RNA from Prorocentrum cordatum, 2277 nucleotides. NCBI's taxonomy places the organism in Eukaryota, Dinophyceae, Prorocentrales, Prorocentraceae. The record is from the annotation of a GenBank genome assembly.
AUGCGCAAGUGCAGGGCGCUGGCCGAGCGCAACCUGAUGAGGUGUGGCACCCCGCCCGGGUUUGACGAGUCGACCGCGCAGGUCAUCUUGCUGCAGGAGUUCGAGGCGCACGCGGAGGCUCGGCUAGGUGCCGUGCUGCUGCGGUCCUCGCGCUGCCAGAUCGUGGCGCUCCUGGAGCUGAGUAUGCUCAUCAUCUUCGCCCUGGUUCCCCGGCUCUACCUCAUGCAGUCCCUUCUGCGCGUCUUCCUGCAUGUUAUGAAGAUCGUGCUCUACCUCGUGCUGGCCCUGCUGCACGUCCAGUUGGUGGCGCCGGGAGAUGCGCUCCCCAGCGCCGCCCAGAUGGCCGAUCGGCAGGCGAAGGACGAGACCCAUCCUGUCGUUCGCCUUGCGGACGCCGAGUUCGUUGCGGCGACCGCGCAGCAGGCAGCCCAUCCCGCGUGCCAGCCGCUCCUGGUCGUCCUGUUGGCGCACGCCGACGUGCCCUCAGCGCUCGGCCACGUUCUCGUCUGGCCUGCAGCCGCCGCCGCGUUGGCCAUCUCCCCGUGCGGCCUGCCGGCGUGCAAUUUUGAGGCUCCUGGCGUCAAGAGGUUCGCGCGGCGCGAAGCGCAGCAGAGGCAUGUCGCAGACGCGGAGCGCUGCGUCGUGUUCUUCCCAGGAGACAUCUCCAACUUCGCGGCCGGGUACAGCUACUCCUUGGAGGGGCUGCUGUGGGUCCUGUGUUGCAAGUUUCCCCGGGAGACCGUCGUGCUGGUGCGCCCACGCAUGAUGAUCGACCACUUCGCCGCCUACGUGAAUUUCUUCUUGGUCGACAGCAUUGGCAAUCCGCGUCCCCUCUCGGACCUUGCGCCAUCGAAGGGUGCCGAAGACGGCGAGGGAGGCGGCGCGGAGCCCGGCGGCGGUGGGCUGCAGCCGCCCCGGGCCGCGGAGCACCUGGGCCUGCUGCUGGCCUCGCUGGAGGGGCAGCUGGGCCACCCGCUGCCCCCACGCCUGGCCCUGGUCGGCUUCAGCAAGGGGUGCGCGGCCGUGCACUUCGUGGACCCCGGGCUCACUGUGCCUGGCGUCUUCCCCGUCGACGCUGACGAUCUGCGCGAGGCACGGGGGCACGCAGCGGCCCCCAUGCAGCAGCUCGGUGGCGUAUUGGGGCUCGUCUACGGACCCCAGCCGACCGCGCAGCUCGAUGCGCCGCAGAAGGAUCGACGGGUGCCGAUAGACAACACCGAUACUUCGCUCGACCAGAGGGUGGAGAAAGAGGCGCAUGUGGUCGCGCAGAUGACCCCAGAGUUUCUGCGGGCAGGCAUGGACGCCGUUGCUGCCUGCAUCCAGCCCUGGGACGACCGGCGGUUUAGAAGAGUGAAGCAGUUGCAGGAAGCGAAGCGAAAUCACGGCUGCGUGGAGCUCAUGCGCGAAGGUGGCACCUUCGUGGCCGUGAAGAAGAUGCCGACGAGGUGGAUCCGUGGCUCGCCCGACGAAUUUGAAUCGAGGUACCCAGACGCAACGGAGAGGCCCUGGUUCGACGUGGGCCUCGUCAGACGCCUGAACGAGAUUGGAUACGCGUACUCCGUCAAGCUUCUAGGCGUGUUCGCGGACCACGAGAGCACCUACGUGGUCAGCUCACUGGCGUCGGAGGGAGACCUCUUCGCCUGGUGCGACUGCGACCCGAAGCCCGGCUUGAAAAGGGAGGCAGCAAUGUACCCUCUAGUGCACCAGAUCUUCGCGGCGGUGAGGUGGCUACACGACUUGGGCGUUGCCCAUCGAGACCUGUCUCUGGAGAAUCUGUUGCUCCACAAUGAGAAUUGCGGCCUGACGAUCAAGAUAAUAGAUUUCGGGAUGGCCACGCUGGACAGGUCGGCGACGGCGGAGAUCAGGGGGAAGCAGUCGUACCAGGCCCCAGAGAUCCACCUGCCAGAGCCCUUCGACACCAUGAUGACAGACCCGUUCUCCCUUGGUGUGGUGCUGUUCGCGAUGGGUUCGCAGGACUACCCGUGGAGCGCAACCAAGCGGAAGACAUGCGAGCUCUUCGAGUAUGUCUGCAUGUUCGGUUUCACGAAAUUUCUCAGCAAGCGCAGGCUGCGCAAGGGCGGCGGCGAGAGUUUGGCCGAGGUAUUCUCCCCAAGUUUCACGGCGCUGCUGGUGGGCCUCCUGGCCAAGUGUUUUGAGACACCCGAGAAUGGCAGCGAACGGCGGAGUAGCGUCUGGGACUGCAAGUGGAUGCAACAGCCUUUGGUCACAACGACGGAGGGUGAAGCGUGUACUGCAUGUGCAGCGUAUUGUACCUGA